AUGGAUUUCAUUAAAGAAGCCAUUUGUGAUAAUAACGAUGAAGUGUAUAAAUACCUUCUCGGCUGGAUUGCAUCAAUGAUUCAACAUCCUGGAAUCAAGAAUGAAACAGCAAUUAUUUUGAAAGGACUUCAGGGAACAGGUAAAAACAGAUUUACAGACAUUAUUUCUGAACUCCUCGCUGGUUAUUCAUGUAAAAACAUUACCGAAAUAGGUGAGCUAACGGGUAAUUUCAACUCAGUAGUUGAGAAUAAAAUGUUUCUUGUACUUAAUGAACUCAAGAAUGUAGGUGAAGACAGACUCGCAAACUUCAACGCUUUGAAAUCAAUUAUUACGGAUAAUGAGAUUAGAAUUAAUGAAAAGAAUCAACCCAGAAGAACAGCUCAGAACGUUGCAAACUUCAUUUUCGUAACUAACAACGUCUACCCUGUCAAAAUUGAAGUUGGAGACAGAAGAUACGUAGUUUUAAGAGUUAAUGGUAAAUUCAAGGGUCAAUUUGAUUACUUCAAGAAUUUAAUGGAUUCAUGCACUAAGGAAUUUUAUGAUAACCUUUUAACAUAUUUUAUGCAAUAUGACCUUUCAUCAUUUAAUGUACGAAUCAUACCGAUGACUGAAGCCAAACAAGAUUUAAUUGAAUUAUCAACAAAUCCUUUAGAUGAAUGG
Trichomonas vaginalis G3 is the source of this 660-nucleotide messenger RNA. RefSeq lists its product as uncharacterized. The transcript has a single exon. NCBI's taxonomy places the organism in Eukaryota, Parabasalia, Trichomonadida, Trichomonadidae. The annotation marks the transcript as partial. The record is from RefSeq and is a predicted model, not a curated record.